Messenger RNA from Heteronotia binoei (common prickly gecko), 1134 nucleotides. It is a transcript of the gene DNPEP, whose product is annotated as aspartyl aminopeptidase. NCBI's taxonomy places the organism in Eukaryota, Metazoa, Chordata, Lepidosauria, Squamata, Gekkonidae. Bases 16 to 1053 code for a protein of 345 amino acids. Gene Ontology annotation, biological process: proteolysis. The transcript has 10 exons. The record is from RefSeq and is a predicted model, not a curated record. Gene Ontology annotation, molecular function: zinc ion binding; aminopeptidase activity.
AACGUGCAGCUUCUAAUGAGUUCCCUUCGAUUUAUUAAAUUUCAGGACCUGGCAACAGGAUGUCUGAAGCAGCAGCUGGUGAAGGUGGAGCACCCUAUUCUCCGUAUCCCGCAUUUGGCCAUCCAUCUCCAACGUAAUGUGAACGAGAGCUUUGGACCAAACACUGAGAACCACCUGAUCCCAAUUUUGGCCACAGAAGCCCAGGAAGCACUAGAGAAGGAGGUGUCCUAUACAGGUACUGCUUGUACCUCUGCUGUCCAGCAGAAUUGGCAUUCUCCAGCUCUGCUGUCCCUCCUCUGCUCCCAGCUGGAAGUGAAGCCUGAGCAGGUGGUUGAAAUAGAGCUUUGCCUGGUGGAUACACAGCCUGCUACCAUUGGUGGUGCCUUCAAUGAGUUCAUAUUCUCUCCUCGCCUGGACAAUCUCCACAGCUGUUACUGUGCCCUGCAGGCACUGAUUGAAUCCACUGAAGGGCCUGGAACACUUGCCAAAGAGCCUAAUGUGCGUCUGGUUGCAUUAUAUGACAAUGAAGAGGUGGGUUCCGAAAGUGCUCAAGGUGCCAUGUCUCUGCUUACUGAACUUGUACUUCGACGGAUCUCGGCUUCACCGCAGAAUCUGACUGCGUUUGAAGAAGCAGUGCCCAAAUCCUGCAUGAUCAGUGCAGACAUGGCCCAUGCCGUGCACCCCAACUACGCGGACAAGCAUGAAAAGAACCACCGGCCAGAGUUCCAUAAGGGCCCCACGAUCAAAGUGAACAAUAACCAGCGAUACUCCUCCACUGCAGUCACAGAGGCACUGAUCCGUGAGAUUGCUGGUCACGUGAAUGUACCCCUGCAAGAGUACAUGGUUCGGAAUGACUCUCCCUGUGGUACAACCAUUGGACCCAUCUUGGCCUCCAGGCUUGGCUUGCGCGUUGUGGAUAUGGGUUGCCCACAGCUAGCCAUGCACUCCAUUCGUGAGAUGUGCUGCACCUCGGGUGUCUUGCAGUCCAUCACUCUUUUCAAGGGCUUCUUUGAGCUUUUCCCAUCUCUGGAUCAUGGAUUGCUGAGCAACUGAAUGGCAUCUCAAAUGCAGAAUGAGGCAAACAGCCCCCUUCUUCUGUACUGGAUAGUAAUUAAAACACAUCAGUAUCUUAAA